CACGUUUCACAUAUAAUCACUCGAUUACAGCUUUCGUCGUACGUCCACUUCGUUUUUUCUCCCAUUUUCUUCCUCUUUCGCGCAUAAAAUCCCAACUCCGCCAAUCGCGAACUUCCUAUGGAUGUUGAUCGAUUUCCCUCCACUAUCGCCGCCGACUCUGUUCGCCGGAAUCCCCUUCGCCGUUCUGUUUCCCGGCGAUUCCUCCGGAUUCCGCCUCUGUAAGCCGCCUCACUCUUCGACCAUUUUCGUGGAGUCCGUUUGUGUCUGAGAAACUGAUUCUUUAAAAGCAAGAAUCAAAGUUUUGGAUCAGUGGGGUUGUGAGAAUUUGAGUUGCAAGGCUAAUGGGGCAUUUCUCCACCAUGUUCAAUGGUUUAGCAAGGUCAUUUUCUUUCAAAAAAGGUAGAAAUUCCGGGAGUUUAGGCAACGAGGGAGGUCGAGAAGCUGCAAAAGCCAUGGUAAAGGAAGCGAAAAAGAAAGACUCGAUAUUAUGCACCUCUGGCUUCCUCAAUGCAGAUGGCUCGGAGAGUUUUGCUUCGGUGUUCUCGAAACGAGGCAACAAAGGAGUAAACCAAGAUUGCUGCAUCGUAUGGCAGGAAUUUGGAUGCCAAGACGACAUGUUAUUUUGUGGAGUUUUCGAUGGGCACGGACCGUGGGGUCAUUUUGUCGCGAAAACGGUAAGAGAAUCGAUGCCACCAUCGUUGCUGCACCAUUGGCAACAAGGACUUGCUCAAGCUUUUCUUGAACCAGAAUUGGAUUCAGAAAAGAAGCAUCAACGAUUCGAGUUAUGGAAGCAUUCGUUUUUAAGAACUUGUGCUGCUAUUGAUCACGAGCUCGAGCAGCAUCGAAAAAUCGAUACGGUUUACAGUGGAACAACUGCCCUGUCCAUAGUUAAACAGGGUGAACUAGUCGUUUUAGCCAACGUUGGCGACUCUCGAGCAGUUUUGGCUACUACUUCAGAUGAUGGAAGUGUAGUACCGGUUCAGCUCACCGUCGAUUUCAAACCGAACCUACCUCAGGAGGCCGAGCGGAUUCGACAGUGCAACGGGCGGGUGUUUUGUUUAAGUGAUGAGCCUGGAGUUCAUCGAGUCUGGCUUCCCGACGAGGAAUCGCCUGGAUUGGCGAUGUCGAGAGCGUUCGGUGAUUAUUGUAUUAAAGAAUUUGGGCUCAUUUCAGUGCCAGAAGUGACAUGUAGAAGCAUAACUAGAAGAGACCAAUUCAUUAUAUUGGCAACUGAUGGGGUAUGGGAUGUUGUUUCUAACCAAGAAGCAGUCGAGAUUGUAUCGUCGACAUUGGAUCGAGCAAAAUCAUCGAAACGUUUGGUCGAGUGUGCGGUUCGGGCAUGGAAACGGAAGAGACGGGGCAUUGCAAUGGAUGAUAUAUCAGCUAUCUGCCUCUUCUUCCACUCCUCAUCAGAUCAAGAUCACCUUGUAUCCUAGGAGGAAAUGGCAAGUAAGCAAAAACAUUUUAUUGCUCUCCUCCUUAUUCUAGUUGUAAUAUCUUAAACUUCAACAUUUCAAUAGCAUUUCUUUAGUUUUUUU
Messenger RNA from Cucurbita moschata (crookneck pumpkin), 1538 nucleotides. RefSeq names its product probable protein phosphatase 2C 34. Bases 342 to 1436 code for a protein of 364 amino acids. The transcript is spliced from 6 exons. The record is from RefSeq and is a predicted model, not a curated record. Gene Ontology annotation, molecular function: protein serine/threonine phosphatase activity. Gene Ontology annotation, biological process: protein dephosphorylation. Lineage: Eukaryota; Viridiplantae; Streptophyta; Magnoliopsida; Cucurbitales; Cucurbitaceae.